Molecule: messenger RNA, 1494 nt
Organism: Periconia digitata
Lineage: Eukaryota; Fungi; Ascomycota; Dothideomycetes; Pleosporales; Periconiaceae
Source: the annotation of a GenBank genome assembly
GUGCGAAGCAAUUGGACUUUGAUUUGUCUCUACACAGUUGUAUCCACAGCUCACCUCGUCGUUGGAUUCUGCAUCGUUGAUGUUGAGAUAUAGUUCAUCAUUGGACCAAACAAAACGAUGGUACCCCACACAAUGAAAUGAAUCAGCUGGUAUAGACUUUACUGGUGUAUCUUUGUAAAAAAACAUUGGGGCCGCUGCUAAGUGUAGUGAAGUUUACACCGCCUAUUUUCAAGGCUGUGCAGUGGCGCUUCUAGUGUGUGGCACUCGAAUAGGAAAAGUAUUGCUCGCUUACGAUCAGGUCAUCAAGGCGGGAAUCCACCAAAUGAACGUGCACUCCUACCGCCCCUAACCAGAUCACUAGAUUUCGGUCGGUAUAAGUACCUACCUACGUGCCAAUCCGCUGGUCGACUGAGCGCCCCAAACCGAAUUACCAGCAAAUCGGAAUCAGUAAUGAAGAUGGGAUUGCUAUUUGAUGGUAUGGACUAUAAGAAGGAAGUCGGCUACUUCCGCUCGCUUCAUGAUGAGAAAUCCCGAUACGCUCAGGACGUGAUCAGAACCCGAAAACAAUUGCCAAAGACUGCUAAGGACAUUGAUCGAAUCAAAGCGAACAUGCUGCAAAAGCCGCCUACGCCACGCGCUGAAAACCGCCUUCGGGAAUUGGAAAGAGAGUACACAGAUCUGACAGCGCAUUUCGAAGCGUCACAGCGGAACUACAUCACGGCUGGACAAAACAUUGAGGUGCACAUAUCAGACUUCAUGAAGCCAUCAAGCUUAGCACUUUGCGCAGGCAUGAUGACUCGUUUACCCAGGGAACUACGGGACCAGAUCUACGAAACAGUUCUCAUACUUGUGUGGAAAGAGCGAAGACAGGGUUGGUUCACCAUUACCCAUGAGCACCAGCCUAAUGUCCAUUUCUUGAUGAAGGAAAAACCAUGGGAUGACGAUGAUGCUUUACCGAUAUAUCCGAUCACGUUACCCGACUAUCGCGACGUGGCCCCUUCGCAUCUGUGGAAUGAAGGGUAUGUGGGUCUUGACGUGCGCAAAGAGCUGGUUGAAGCUUUCUAUCGAACAGGUCGAUUCUGUCUCGACAUGUGCCAACAACGCAAGAACUUCAAGAUCGACGAAUUCUUGACCGAUGACGUAUGGAAUACGGGAAUCAAGCCGUAUGACUUUGUCUCGCGGGUCUACAUCGAUUACAUCUAUACUCCUUAUGUGGAAUGCGUGACGAAGUUUCGCAAGAACUCCCAGAUUGCAAUACUGCUCAAGUUGAGAGCGUUCCAGUGGAGCAUGAACAUGUCGAGAAGACUCCUAUCGCAUGUGGAUCACAGCCUUCUACAACCUUGUAGAGAACUUCGAGAAGCAGGAUAUAAGGUACUGGUGUUCAUUGAUGGUAUCGCGGUAGACUUGGAUAAAGGUAUGGAUCCAGCCAAGGUCCCGGAAUGGGUACAGGCUCAUGAUGACCUUCGCUCUCGCUAUGGUGGCACCUUGGAUUAG